UCAAGUUUUACACGGAAAGAAACCCAAAGGAAACUUCUAUUGUAACUUUCCCUCCAAAAUCUUUUAACAACAACAACAGCAGCAGUAAUAACUGUGAAGCGCGGGGAGCACCAUUCAACAAAACUAUUGGAUCCACAUGAAUCAAUGUUUCAAAGCAUUGGUUUGAUAAAAUACAAAACUUUGAGGCAAUAGAAUGGUUGGUCAAACCACUACAGGCAGUGAUCGCUCAAGGACAUAUUGGACGCCGGCUAUGGAAAGAUACUUUAUUGAUCUGAUGUUAGAGCAACUGCACAGAGGGGCCAGGAUUGGCCACACUUUCAACAAGCAGGCUUGGACAGACAUGCUUGCCAUGUUCAAUGCGAAAUUCGGUUCUCAGUACGACAAGGAUGUUCUGAAAGGUCGUUACACGAAUUUGUGGAAGCAAUUCAAUGAUGUGAAGAAUCUUCUUGGUCAUAAUGGGUUCUCUUGGGAUGAAACUCGCCAAAUGGUGGUGGCUGAUGAUUACGUCUGGGAUGCUUACAUAAAAGUUCAUCCGGAUGCUCGAUCCUAUAAAACAAAAGCAGUUCUGAAUUUCAAUGAUUUGUGUUUGAUAUAUGGCUAUACAACUGCUGAUGGAAGAUACAGCCGAUCAAGUCAUGACAUAGACUUUGAUGAUGAAAUGCAGGGAGUAAAUGUAGGUGAUGGGAUCUACAGUGUUGUUCCUUCAAGUAAUGAUCGGCAGAGAACUGAUUGGUCAUCAGGAAUGGACCAGUAUUUCAUUGAGCUUAUGUUGGACCAAGUAGGAAGAGGCAAUAAAACUGGCAACACAUUCAAUAAACAAGCAUGGACAGAUAUGCUUACAUUAUUUAAUGCGAAAUUUGGUUCUCAACAUGGCAAAAGGGUUUUGAGGCAUCGACACAAAAAAUUGUGGAAGUACUAUAGCGACGUGAUGUUUCUUCUGAAACAAGAUGGCUUUUCCUGGGAUGAAACGCAACAAAUGGUUACAGCCGAUGACCAUGUUUGGGAUGCUUAUACCAAGACACACCCGCUUGCACGUACAUACAGAACAAAAGCGUUGCCAAACUAUUAUGAUUUGAUCCUUAUAUUCGGAAAUGAAGUUGCUAAUGGGUUGAAGAAUUGUUCGCACCAGGAGAAAAACCGUGAAGAUGAUGCAUUACAACCAAAAGCAGGUGAAGGAAGGGCGAACCAAGCCUCAGGUGUUGGUGAUCGUACAAGAACAUAUUGGACACCACCAAUGGACCGAUAUCUUAUAGAUUUGUUACUAGACCAAGUGCAUAGAGGAAACAAACUUGGGCAAACAUUCAUAAGUCAGGCUUGGAUAGACAUGGUUACAUCUUUCAGUGCACAAUUUAAAUCUUGCUAUGACAAAGAUGUCCUGAAGAAUAGGUACAAACAUUUGAGGAGGCAGUAUAACGACAUAAAGAUUCUUCUCGAGCACAGUGGAUUUUCUUGGGAUGAAGCACGAGAAAUGAUAAUAGCCGAGGAUCAUGUUUGGGAUGCCUACACGAAGGUCCGUCCUGAUGCUCGAUCUUAUAGAGUUAAAACUGUACCAGGCUUCCACAAAUUGUGUAUUAUAUUUGGUGAAGAACAUUCUGAUGGUAGAUACGGCCGCUUGGCACGCGAUGUAGACCCUGUGGGUGAAUUACCUGUUUUAAUGACAAGUGAGGAGACAAACGACCUGACAGCUGCCAAUGCUAUUUCUUCAAGGUUAGAAUGGACACCACAAUUAGACCGUUGCUUGAUUGACCUUAUGUUAGAGCAGGUGCAAAAGGGUAAUAAGAUUGAUAGUGCAUUCAACGAGCAAGCCUGGGAUAACAUGCUCAAAUCAUUUAGUGAAACAUUAGGACUGCAAUGUUAUAAAACUUUCCUAGAAGAUCGGUAUUUAUGGUUCAAAAACCAGUAUGAUGGCAUCAGCAAGAUUCUUAGCUGUAGUGGGUUCGCAUGGGAUGAAACUCGGCACAUGGUAAUCGCUGAUAAUGAUGUUUGGGAAGCCUACAUUAAGGAACGCCCAGAUGCUGUUUCGUACAGAAAUACUUGCCUAAGCAGUUUUAGCGAUUUGUGCAAGAUUUUUCAAAACAGAUUAUUAGAUGAAAGAAUCAACGGUCAUGAUGCAGAAAUGAUGUAUGACGAUCAGGGUCCGCAAAUGGCUAGUCAUUGUCGAAUUCUAGAAACAUUAACCGACUUGGAAAUAGUGGUUGAUGGAGCUUCUGGAAAUCUAACAUUGUCAACUGACAACGUCAAUAUGACUGAGAAACAGAAGAAACGACCAGCAUCUCCAUUGGUUUCGGGACCUCCGGAAAAAGUGCAGAAGACUCAGAGCGAGAAUAGGCUAAACUCUCUAUCUGAGAUGGCGGACCUGGUCGCGGAAUUGGCAAAGAAAGAGAACAAGAGUGAUCAUUCAAUAGAAGUUGCAAUUGAUGCACUCCAGGCUAUACCAGAUAUGGAUGAUGAGCUUCUUUUGGAUGCUUGUGAUCUGUUGGAAGAUGAGAGAAAAGCGAAGACAUUCUUGGCACUCGAUAUUUCGCUGCGAAAGAAAUGGUUACUCAGAAAGCUUCGUCCGUAGUUGUGACCUCUCUGUGCUUUGACAAAGUGUGACAGGUUUUUAGAUGCUGUCUCACUUCCAGUACCAGUAGCAAUAUUUAUCUCAUUGAAAUGUCUUUAUUGUUUGUUUUAACAUUUGCAUAGUUUUCAUAAACUGUGGGCACCAUUUUCCUGCUACUACAGUGGGGUUAUUUUAUUUUUUUUAUUUUUUUUUCUAAUCUGCUGAAAUAAUCCCGAGCACUUUCUUAGCAAAAUGUUUUGCCAGCUUUUAUUUACAGGAUUCCGCUUUAAUGAAGUGAGGAUUUCUUUUUUUUUUUUUUUGGUUGCUAAAAAAAAUCUAAAAGAGCAUGCUUCUGAACUCUGACGAGUUGACACAGGAAGCAAC
Morus notabilis is the source of this 2926-nucleotide messenger RNA. Its product is annotated as L10-interacting MYB domain-containing protein. The transcript is spliced from 9 exons. The record is from RefSeq and is a predicted model, not a curated record. Lineage: Eukaryota; Viridiplantae; Streptophyta; Magnoliopsida; Rosales; Moraceae. The coding region runs from base 194 to 2563 and encodes 789 amino acids.